CUGUGAUCACGCACGCAAUACACAAGACGCAACUAACUCAGUGGCUGCCGCUGCUGUUGCUAUUGUAUGUGAAUGCAUACAAUAUGUAUACAUUUUGCGUAGUAUAUGAUGUAUACAGUACACAACGCAGUACGUACAUGGAUAUUAAUACAUAGAUCACGGCAAAAUAAAUAGUGCUUUACGUGCAUAAUUCGGAUAAUCGUACAAAUCUGACUUAAUACAUUUUUUAUAGGACAAAGAAAUGUUCAACUAUUGUUCUCGUAUCGCGUAAAUCUAUCUUGUACGGUACUUAAUUUCUUUCAUUUGCUUUUCCCGAUAGCUUUCUUUCCUUUCGCACUACAAAUGAAAACCACAGUUACGAUACAAAACCUGGUAAAAAAAAAUAAACAUAUUCUUCGAGAGAUCGCGAUAGAUCGCACGGUACAUACGUACAUAUAGUUAUGGAUUUUCUAAAGAAAAAGCGAGAACUCGAAGAAGCACGUGACAGUCGUGGAGAGCGAUUAGAGUGGGGUAGAGAAGGAGGAACGGUGGGACGAUUGUAAAAUGUAACUAUUACAUACAUAGUGUAUAACGAUGUGUACAACGCAUGACGUAUGCGUGUGCGUAUUUGUAUUCGUAUUCGUCGACGACAAACUGACCGAAGAGACGGUCGUGUAAGCCGUAAGCGGUCAACCAAGCGAAUCGACAGUUAUGAUCGAUCGGCAUAAAUUGGAUCACGCAAGUCUACGCAUCAAGUUCAUAUCAAUGAAUUCGUGCCGAUCGAUUUUGACUAAUAACAUUUUAACAAUGUGUAUUAUGUUAUAAAAGAAGAAACGCGGCAAGAUACCGAAGAUAUCGAUAGACGAUCGAAUCGUCUAUGCGUUGCGGUAUUUACUGGAAGCAAAAGUAGACGCGAGAACAACACAGCACUUAGCAUUUAAUGUCUCUACAAAACAUAUAGUUUCUUUCUCGUGUUUCCAAUCACUUGUCGCAUCGAUUGAGCUCCUUCUUUUCUUAAAAUAUUGUUGGAACGGAACGAUAAUCGGAGUAUCAAUUCCGUUUCUCUCAGCUUUUCGGAAUCGGAGGAUCGAUUUUAGGAAAAAGACAUCGAGAGUUACAUACAAUCUUCUUCGAAACGGAAAACACGUGCAUUUCACAACGGGGAAGAAAAUACGACAACGCCAGACAGAACGGAACGUGGCGGACUGAAACAACACGGUGACUCAAACCUCAAGCCAAGAUGGUACUGGAAAGUACGAUGAUAUGUGUCGACAACAGCGAUUAUAUGAGAAAUGGAGAUUUUUUACCAACACGUCUUCAAGCACAACAGGACGCCGUUAAUUUGGUUUGCCACUCAAAGUCUAGGUCUAAUCCUGAGAACAAUGUUGGUUUAAUAACAUUAGCCAACGUCGAAGUAUUGGCAACAUUAACUAGCGACAUGGGUAGAAUUUUAUCCAAGCUUCAUCAAGUACAACCCAAUGGUAAUCUAUGUUUGAUUACUGGAAUAAGGAUUGCGCAUUUAGCAUUGAAACAUCGUCAAGGUAAAAAUCAUAAAAUGCGUAUCGUGGCUUUUAUUGGUAGUCCGAUAGAAAUUGAUGAAAAGGAACUCGUAAAAUUAGCAAAACGAUUGAAGAAAGAAAAAGUGAAUGUGGAUGUAAUUAGCUUUGGUGAGGAAAGCAUCAACAAUGAAGUGUUGACUGCCUUUGUUAACACCUUGAAUGGAAAGGAUGGUACAGGCAGUCACCUGGUCACGGUUCCGCCUGGGCCACAUUUAUCCGACGCGUUAAUUUCUUCUCCCAUAAUUCAAGGAGAAGAUGGAAUGGGCGGUACUGGUAUGGGAGGAGCCGCUUAUGAAUUUGGUGUUGAUCCAAAUGAAGAUCCAGAGUUGGCAUUGGCAUUACGCGUUUCUAUGGAAGAGCAACGGCAACGUCAAGAAGAAGAAGCCCGGCGUGCGCAAGCGACCGAAGCAGCUGCGAAUAAGCAACCAGAAACUAUUAAAGAGGCACCGAAUGAAGAAACAAUGUUGAAACGCGCGCUUGCCAUGUCGCUCGAGGGUGCGGAAGAUUCAUCUUCGGCAUCUGAUAAUACUACACCAUCUAGUGGAAAUGUACCAGACUUUGCUCGUAUGACAGAAGAGGAGCAGAUUGCUUUUGCCAUGCAGAUGUCCAUGCAAGAUCAACAAGAACACGAGUCCUUGAAAGAAGAGGCGAUGGAAGUCGAAGAAGACUAUGCCGCUGUAAUGUCCGAUCCAGCUUUUCUGCAAUCAGUUUUGGAGAAUUUACCGGGUGUUGAUCCUCAUUCGGAAGCCGUCCGUCAAGCUGUUGGAUCUCUUCAGCAAAACAAGGAUAAAGACAAGGAGAAAGAAAAAGAGAAGGAGAAGGAUAAAGACAAGGAAAAGAAAUGAAAAAUCAGUGCCCCUUGAAUAUAUAACUAUAUGUUAAUCGCUGUUUUGUGAAUACAUCUAUACCAAAUAUAAGUUUUCGAUUUUUCAGGACCGAA
Messenger RNA from Megalopta genalis, 2478 nucleotides. Lineage: Eukaryota; Metazoa; Arthropoda; Insecta; Hymenoptera; Halictidae. The record is from RefSeq and is a predicted model, not a curated record.